AUGUAUGCGUUCGGCCUAACACAGAUCGGCAUGGGCUGGGAUGCGCUCGAUGACAUUCUUUUGCAAAGCCCCAAGAGCAAUUCGCUCCAUCUUUCUGAUCCUGCUUCUGAGGAUAUGCCGACUGAGUCAUUUCUCCGUGGCAAUCGCGACCUCGACGCCAAUCCUUACACAGGAGAUCUUGCGCUCGCCGAAUUUUCCUGGUUUGAGCGUGAUCCUUGUCAAGGUGAAUAUGCCCCAGCUGCUGUCCGACGUACAUGCGUCUCACCAAAUUCAGACUUUCUGUCUCCAAUAUCAAGGUCCGACCCUGUGAAAAAUUGCACCGCGAGUGUAGCCAUGCAGAUGCUUCGUGCUUUUCCACAGAUGAUGCUUCGUAGAGAGACAUUCCCUCCUUUCAUACACGGACACUGGUAUCGCCCAAUGAGUGCUAUGGAGCCUGCUCUACCUGAGCCAUUAGUCAAUUGCAUGGGUGUGGCACAAGUAUUUGUGUCUCAUAACCUCGAGACUAAGCCAUUUCUAUGGCGCCUGAUCCAAUCAGAACAAAGUUCCACGUCCAAAAAGACCGAACAGCGCCUAAUUUCGAAGCACGACCUUCUUGCAGCUAUACAAGCUCAGCUCAUAUACAUCAUGAUGAGAGUUAUCGACAAUUCAAAGGCUGAACCAGACUUGAAUCUGGAGAUACUAGUCACUUAUCAGAACCUUUGUGAAAGUUUCAAGAAAAUUUGCAAUCAGCCAUUUUUCCUGGACGAGAGAAUGUACCCAAGUUCCAGCUGGGAAGAUUGGGUCUUCGCUGAAUCUAGACGGAGAACAGUAGUUGUUUGGCUUUUGAUCGCUCACAUGGUUCACAUCAAGAUUGGUGUACCUUGCGACACAUUCGAGAGCUUCCGAGAAAUCCCUCUUCCUGCCCCUAAUUCACUUUGGGGGGCAAGGACACGUUUGGGGUGGCAGUUGGAAUAUGAAUUGUAUAAAACCAUGCCGCGGAUGGGUCUGGAACAUUUCGGAGACCUCAUUGAUGCUUGCAGACAAAGCGAUGUAGGUUCAAAUAGGCUGAAACUGGAUGCUUGGAACGCCACAGUCGAUAGUCUUGGUAUCUUGCUUAACCUAGGUGCAGCUAUGGUCUAA
This is a messenger RNA of Macroventuria anomochaeta, 1119 nucleotides long. RefSeq lists its product as uncharacterized. Lineage: Eukaryota; Fungi; Ascomycota; Dothideomycetes; Pleosporales; Didymellaceae. The transcript has 4 exons. The record is from RefSeq and is a predicted model, not a curated record. The coding region runs from base 1 to 1119 and encodes 372 amino acids.